UAUUUAAAGUUGCUUUAUCCAAUAACUCACGCACUUGUCAGACAUUACAGAGAGUAAAAUCAAGAUCUAGGUAUGAAAAUGAAGCUCAUACUUCACAUCAAAUUAAAGAUCUGAGCUAUGGACGUUGCGGAUGCUUCUAUAGGGGAGCUUGUUGAGCGGCUAGUACAAGUAGCAGAGGAAAAUACAUGGUUGGCAUUGGGGGUCAAAGAUGAGAUACACAAUCUGGUGGACGACCUCAAAUUGUUGAAGGCUAAUCUCAAGAAAGCGUCGGCGCAUGAGAGCGCCAACCAUGUCCUAAAAGAUGUCGUGGACAAGAUCCUAAACGUGGUAAGCGAUGCGGAAGACGCAAUCUGUAAGUACAGUAUGGAGAAGAGGAAACAUACAGUCAAAGGGAUAUUUAGUUUCGGUUUUGCUAAAGAGAUCCAAAGCAUCAGAGGCAAGGUUAAAAAAAUUCAGCAAGACCACGCCCAAGCUUUUCAGGCCUUCAUAUAUGAGCACGAUAGAGUGUAUAUAAGAUGCACAGUAGAGUUAACUACAUCAGUGGAGGAGCUUGUACUCCAAGUAGAUCGGCUAGAAGUAGUACUCCAGGAAAACGCGUCGCUACUAAUCGUGAUAAAGGGUGCGAUCAAUAAACUGUGGCCGUAUGUCGAAGACUUCAGAAGUGAUCUGAAGGUAGCGUCUAAGAAUCAGAUUCGCUAUGACAAUUUUUAUGUCCUACGGGAUGAGCUGGAAAAGAUCCGAAAUGUGGUAUCAGAUGUUGAAGACAUGAUUGAUAUUGUCGUUGUGAAGAGGAAGAAGUAUAAAGACAAAGGGGUAUUAUUGAGAUGCUUGGAAACACUUCAUUAUUAUGCCACGGUUUACAUUUAUGCUAGAAGGAUACAUGCACUCACAAGCAGAGUUAGGAAAAUCGAAAAUGUCUGCCACCUAGAUCCUGAAGGCCUCAUGCCUUCUUCAAGAAAAAGAGACCCUGCUCUACGAAAGCCGGCUCUCAUACCCGAAGUGGAAGAAGAAAAUGUGGUUGGCUUGGAUAAUGAGGUGGAAAUUAUAAAGAAUGAUCUCUUAGGAGGAUCAAAGAACUUGAGAUUCAUUUCAAUUAAUGGAAUGGUUGGUCUUGGCAAAACCACAUUGACCAAAAUGGUGUUUUGGGAUCGUGAUAUUGAGUAUGAAUUUUUUUAUCGCUAUUGGGUUUGUGUUUCAAGACCAUUUAAUAAAAAGCAAAUAUUUCUAAACAUUUUGAGUAACUUCACCAAGAAAACUAAAGACUUUGAUGAUAUGUCUGAGGAGAACUUAGUUCAAAAAAUAAGAGAAUUUUUGAGGGAUAGAAAGUAUCUUAUUGUAAUAGAUGACCUACGGGACAUUCAUGAUUGGAUUUCAUUGAAGAUUGCUUUUCCACGCAAUAAGAAUGGCAGUAGAGUAUUGGUGACCACUCAAUAUAUAUGUGUGGCUCGUGUAUCUAGUUCCAAUAACCCUCACCAACUAAAAUUUUUGGAGGAUGAAGAAAGUUGGGAGUUAUUGAAAAGGAAGGUUUUUGGUAAAGAAGGAUGUCCUCUUCACUUAGAAAGACUUGGUAGGCGCAUAGCAACAAAAUGCAAUGGACUACCGCUUGCCGUGAUUUCAAUUGCUGGUGUCCUACAUAAGGACUCCUCAGCUAGUGAAUGGAAACGUCUAGCUCAUGAUCCCUUACCAGUAAUUAAUCGAGAAAAUCAGAGUUACAAUGCACUAGUAAAGUUGAGGUAUGAUGAAUUGCCAUCUUUGUUGAAAGUUUGCUUCCUAUACCUUGCAACUUUUCCUAAAGGACAUGAAAUUGCUGCCUGGAAACUGACUAGUUUGUGGAUAGCUGAAGGACUCAUUCCAAGGCCUGAAUACACCUUUGUCACAGAAGAGGUUGAAGCCGAGGAGUAUUUGGAACAACUUGUUAAUGAGAAUUUUGUGAUGGUUUUGAAAAGAAGAGCAGAUGGCCGAAUAAAAACAUGUCACAUUCAUAACACAUUACACGAGUUUUGUAGAACUGAAGCUACGAAAAAGAAUCUGUUUCAGGAAAUGCAUGGAGGUGAAUAUGAGGUAAACAAUAUCACUCGUCGUAUUUGUGUCCGCUCAAACGUUUUGGAGUUGUUGAGAUCAGAAAACAAGCAAUCUAAUGAGCACGUACGCUCUUUCUUAUCUUGCUCCAUAAAACAAGAUAUUCCGAAUGACUGCUUGGCCGCCAUUCCAAAAUCCUUUCCUCUUCUUAGGGUGAUGGAUGUUGAAUACCUAAAAUUCAGCAUGCUGCCAAAAGAAUUCUUUCGCCUCUACCAUCUGAGAUUCCUUGCAAUGUCGACUGAAUUCAAUAUCCUCCCGAAGCUCUUCAAUAAUCUUUCGAACAUGGAGACACUUGUGUUGAACACUACAGAAAGUAGUCUUGAAGUUAAGGCAGGCAUAUGGAGUAUGCGUAAACUAAGGCAUGUGUACUGCAACACUUCCAUGCAGCUGCCUCCUCCUCCAAAACAUAGCAUGAACAGCUCAGGAAGUAUAGACCUAAAGACACUUUGUACCAUAUCACCUUCAAGUUGCACAGGGGAAAUUUUCGACAAGACCCCCGAUCUUCAAAAGUUAGGAAUUCGUGGGAAUUUAGUUGAGCUUCUGAAAACCAAGAGAGAAAUUUGUUUGUUUGACAAUCUUCAAAAUUUGCGUCGCCUGGAAAAUCUGAAGCUCAUAAAUAAUGAUGUCGACCAAGGUAGUAGCAUGUUGCAGAUCGGCUUUCCUCGUGCUAAAAAAUUUCCACCCAGGUUAAGAAAGUUAACUCUGUCGAACACAGCAUUUGAAUGGAACAGCUUGAGUAUAUUGGGAAUGUUGGGUUAUCUUGAGGUCCUUAAGUUGGAGGACAAUGCAUUUAAAGGAGAGUCCUGUGAUGUAAACAAUGUGGUUUUCAAAAGCUUGCAAUAUUUGAGAAUUGGAAGUAGUGAUUUAGUAUCUUGGACAGUUUCAAAAGCUACUUUUCCGAUACUAAAAUGUCUAAUCCUCAGACACUGCACUAUGCUUGAUGUUGUUCCAUCUGCCUUUGGUGAAGUUGAGAGUCUUAAGGUGAUGGAAUUAUAUUGCACAAACGAAAAGGCCGUUAUUUCUGCUCGUGAAAUACACAAGGAAAAGGGUGGUGGAUUUCAGCUCUCUAUCAAUUCUCCUUUAUGACCAAGAUGCCAUCAAUUUCCUUCUCCCAAAAGUUGAAUCCGCAACCCCAAAGACCUCACAUUCCGAUCGGACAGAACCUUUGGGAUGAUAUAAAUAACUGUAACUCAAUGUCUUAAUAGACAGGCCGCAUCAAUUUCCUGUUGAAAUAAAUAAAGGUAGGGCCAACUUGAAUGUAUUAAUUAUUCCAGUUUGAUCAGCAUGUUAGAGUGUUGAAAGAUUUUCUUUCUGCUUUUCAAUUUUGUUUCCAGACUACAUAUUGGAUGUUACGUUGAUUGUUUUGCACUGUCCUGCGAUUCGUACGUAUUGAUAUUUUAUUUAUUAAUUUUUGUUGGUUUUA
This is a messenger RNA of Ipomoea nil (Japanese morning glory), 3502 nucleotides long. RefSeq names its product putative late blight resistance protein homolog R1B-14. Gene Ontology annotation, biological process: defense response to other organism. Lineage: Eukaryota; Viridiplantae; Streptophyta; Magnoliopsida; Solanales; Convolvulaceae. The transcript is spliced from 5 exons. The coding region runs from base 118 to 3165 and encodes 1015 amino acids. The record is from RefSeq and is a predicted model, not a curated record. Gene Ontology annotation, molecular function: ADP binding.